CGGUGAGGUGCCGGUACUCAAGAGUAGGUAAGCUAGUUGACACGAUGAUGCUAUGGCCGGAUGGGGGCAUUAGGCAGUUGAGCAACAAUGUUGAGAGGCAUGCUGCAGUGCAGUGUUGUAAUCUCCCCACUCGAGAGUAUAAAUAUGUGUAGCAGCCUCGCAUUUGCAUUCCCUCCAACUCAUCAACCCCAUCUACCCAAGCAAUUUCGAUACACUCGCUACAUCCUUCACCAUGAAGUACGCUCUCGCAUUCGCAGGUCUCGUCGCUGGUGCUCUCGCCGGAGGAGAGUGCUACGCUCCUCCCCCAAAGUCACAGUCUUCGGGCUACUAUGCUGCUGCCCCGGCGUCCUCUACCUACACUGCUCCUCAGUCGACGUCCACCUCCGCCCCCGGCACUGGUUACUUCGGUGUCAUCGCUUCUCGUAGCGCGACUGACAUCCACCUCCAGGCCGUGCAAGCUCGUGGAGGAAAGUUCUACAUCGGUGCCGGCCCACCAACCAGCUUUUGCCCCGUUGAGAGUGUCGGCGCUUCUAGCUGCCCUUCCGGCAACUCUACCGUCUUCGCUGGCGGCGACAGGACGCUAUCUCUCGGGACUGUUGUGCCCGGCGGCCAGCAAGUCUACGUCGCCCCUGACGGCGCGCUCAGCUACACCAUCGCUCAUUCUGCGUACAUUCCCCCCGGCUCUUAUGUCGACGAUUUCAGCAUCACUCCUGCCGCCAGCGCCAACACACUCGGGACCCUCAGCUUUGAGACUGGUUUCACUGCGUGCCCUGUUGGCGCCGCUGGUGCCGGUUACCAGGUGUACGGCCAGACUCAGAACUUCGAGGCCAGCUCUGAUUGCAUUGGCUUCACAGCCCAGACCAUUGCGGUCGACCACCCCGGUGCGUGGCAGUACUAGAUAUCCUGGAUAUUGCCAGGCUACGAUUUAUUGAGACCAAGUACUCUUUAAUAAUUAAUGUAAUUGGAAUAAGGAAAGAGGAUGAAGUCGCUGUACUUUAGACGUACAUAUAACCACUAUUGAGCUCCGUUCAACAGUAAAGAUUUUAUUCGCUCGAG
This is a messenger RNA of Didymella exigua CBS 183.55, 1056 nucleotides long. RefSeq lists its product as uncharacterized. The record is from RefSeq and is a predicted model, not a curated record. The coding region runs from base 233 to 898 and encodes 221 amino acids. NCBI's taxonomy places the organism in Eukaryota, Fungi, Ascomycota, Dothideomycetes, Pleosporales, Didymellaceae. The transcript has 2 exons.